AUCUUGCGUAUCAGUGUUUGCCAGUGCCAUCCGGAAGGCGCACAUCGGGUUACGCGGGUAAACGCAGCGCGAUAAUCGCGAUCCGUGCGAGAUUCCGUGCCGAGCGUUGGUGCGUCGUCAAAUCAGGGGGGGGUAAAAAAAACUCAGGGAACGGUCGCGAGGGAGGCGGACGAAGGGUUCGUUCUUCGACACUAGGGUGGCUGUGGCUGGUGGUCGGCGGCGGUCGUCGGUCGGCGGUCGCUCGGUGGCGGCGGUAGUGGUGGUUGGUGGUGGUGGUGGUGGCGACGGCGGCGGUGGUGGUGGAUGCUCCGGGUUCCGCGAGUGUCCGCGAAAAACUAGUGCCGCGAGCCAUCAUGGCGAACCCACGGAAAUUCAGUGAAAAGAUCGCGCUGCUGAACCAGAAGGAGGCGCAGGACUCGGCGGCAUUCGAGGCGAUCAUGAAGGAGGUCUCGAACGUUACGAGCAGAGUGGCCUCGGCGAGCAGCUCGGUGGGUGCUAGUCCCACGGGAUCCGGCGUUCCGGAGACCCCGCUGUCCGUCAAGAGUGCCGGCGCCAGUCCACCGCAGUCCAGCGGCAAGCAUCUGCACAUUAACCUGGGAAAUCAGUUCAGGGCGGGUGGCUCGCUGCCGAACGUUAACAACAAUGUCAAUUGCGGCAACGACGCGAAAGAGCACUCCUCGCCGCAUCCCGGCGCGAUCCACUCGAUCGACCUUAAGACGGCGCUCAGCAAUCUGGAGGAGCACAAUGCCAUGUACCGUGGCGACAACAGGAGCCGGAGCAUGGGGGUUGGACCUAUGCGAUCAUCGCGCCCGAUGGAGAAGAGGCACGACACGUCGCCGUACAGCGGCGUGCCUUACCUGUCGCCACCGCCGCCAGACACCUGGCGGAGAACGAACUCGGACUCCGCUUUGCAUCAGAGCGCCAACGAGGCUUGCCAAUCAACCUCCGCUAUGUCUCAUCGACGAGGUAGCGACGCAUAUCAGCACGCUAUGACCGGAAGCGGAAGCGACAACAGAGAUUCUCACCAUGGCUUCAUCGAACGACCAAGAUCCUCGUGCGAAAUGCCUAGAGUGCCUGGGAUUAACAUAUAUCCGAGCUCGCAACCACCGGGACAGCAAAUACCGAUAGGCAACAACACGGGGUCGUUGCCCGACUUGAGCAACGUACACUUUCCGUCACCACUUCACACUCCUCUGGACCAGGAGGAUCAUUCGAGUAGUACGCCGUUCAGCAAUAGUCCUCAAACGAGCAGUCCCACAAACCUGUCCAGCCCGACCAGCUUGGCACAAGCUGGUAGGCUCUCCUUUUCACAGGAUCCGUCAAGCGUCCAACAGGGUGUGGCACUGGAAAACAGCACAAGUACUUCGCAACAGGAUCUUCAGAGCUAUCCGCAGCAACCGGCGCCGGCGGCGACGUCUCACAGCCCGACUGCUGGCCAUUACAUUUAUCAACAACCGCACAGUCCUGUGCCGCAGAGUCCAAAAACGUCACACCAGCACCAGCAGCACCAGCACCAGCAGCAUCAGCAGCAGCAGCAGCAACAACAACAUCAACAAUCGCAGCUCAAUUCGUUGGGAUCGUAUAGAUCCACGCAGUCGGUGAACAGGCCGUCGCCGCAAUCGUCACCUAGUCUAACCGUUCAAGGAAGUCCCUUAAGUUAUAGCAAUAAUCCAUCGGCGCCGCCUAGUCCUACAGGACAUCCGGGUCCACCCAGCUUGACGUCCGAUGCUAUCGAUCAGAAUACUUAUUUCAUCAGUCAGGCGCAAGCGGCGACCCUCCAGCAGGAAUUCGAACAGUUCACAAUGGGACUGGAGUGGCCCAGAUUUGCGCAGCAGCUGAUGGAACUCGGUUGCACCUGGACCACGCAGAUAGAGAUGGACACGCCGGUGCAGGCGAACACGAUUGGGACGUUUAUCGGGUCACCGAAUCAUACUACGAAUUACACGCAGAGCGACGUGAUUAAUGUCGGUGGCGAAUUAGGCAGCGCAGACACGGGAUACUUUAGCACGAGUCCACAAAUGGGGACCUGCUAUCAACCUGCGACGACGACGACCACUGCUACUCAGCAGCUCACCCCGCAAACUCCAAAUACACCUACGAUUAUUCUCACAGAUUUUUCUGGUGCGGAUGAUCUUACGAAUCCGGAAUUUGUGAAAGACCUCGGAACGGCGAUGAUGGGUGAUUUUGACCCGGAAAUGUUCCCAUCGGACGAUGCCCUCAGACAGGGCCUUGAUCCGAUCGAUGUGGAUGGGCUACAAAUGCUCGCUGACCCUACGAUGGUUAUAUCGGAUUCCAGCGCUGAAGCCCACUUUAGAUUAGAUCGACUUUAAGGGAAGAAAUUUUACUCAUUUACCAACACUCGUGUCGACUAUUGCGUAGGAUAAAAUAAAAUUCUGUCCUGGUGUCGUGAUUAAUUCUUAAGACACUUUGACAUAUUUGGGGUACCACUUCUUGGGCACUGGCAGAUUUGCAGGGAAACGCGCGUCAAUAUGUAUAAAUGUUUAUAAAUUUUAUUUACCGCGUAUAAACUUAAGUAGAUUUAUACGCAGAUAUUUUUAUCUCGUUAAAAUGCUGUGCAUUUUUUUUUAUCUCAUAACCACCCGUACAUGAUGUCAGAUUUGUAUUGUUUUUCUUUUUAUGGAUAGCGUAUUUGCGUCUGAAAUCUUUUGAAAUAUUUUCUGGAAACAGGUCAGUGGUCAAUGAAAGUUGUUUCCCGCUCGUGAUAAACCGCUACUUGACGAUUAAGUAAUAUAUAUAAAAAUCUUUAUUAACCCUUUUUUUAUUUUACACUACUUUGUACAUUGUAUCAUGUAUGAUCUCUAAGAAGCACAAAAGAAAAGGUUUACUGAUUUA
Temnothorax curvispinosus is the source of this 2853-nucleotide messenger RNA. It is a transcript of the gene Crtc, whose product is annotated as CREB-regulated transcription coactivator 1-like. Gene Ontology annotation, molecular function: cAMP response element binding protein binding. The record is from RefSeq and is a predicted model, not a curated record. Lineage: Eukaryota; Metazoa; Arthropoda; Insecta; Hymenoptera; Formicidae. The transcript has 14 exons. Gene Ontology annotation, cellular component: cytoplasm; nucleus. Gene Ontology annotation, biological process: protein homotetramerization; positive regulation of transcription by RNA polymerase II. The coding region runs from base 354 to 2330 and encodes 658 amino acids.